This is a messenger RNA of Lactuca saligna, 735 nucleotides long. Lineage: Eukaryota; Viridiplantae; Streptophyta; Magnoliopsida; Asterales; Asteraceae. The record is from the annotation of a GenBank genome assembly.
AUGGUUCCAUCUUGUUGUUGCUGGAGUGAAUCUAUCGGCACCAUAGCUGUGGCAUACAACUUUGGACCUAACGGCCGGCCCAGUAACCUUUCGGAAUGGGGGAUCCCCGUUGGCAACAACCACGGUAGUAGUUGCGGAACUACUGGGCCGGGAGAGGACAACCUCUUGUUCCUGCUCCUCUUUCUUCGCUUCGGGGACGGAGGUCCUACGGUAGGUAACAGCAGGCCGACUGCUGAGCCCACUCUGGCUCAGCCGCACCACCCAGGGUGCGAGCCACCCGAGAAGCAAGCUAUUACAGCGAGCGGCUGGAGCAGUAUGGAGCCGAGGAGCAAGGCAGUAGAUAAGAUAGAAGAAGGGGUCAGGCUCCCGGUGGAGCAGAGGAUACGGUCAUGCGAAGGGGGCCAGUCCAAGAUCGUACUGUUCCUCUACAAAGACAACAGACGCUCUCAACGGCUAGGCGCCACUCUCUUUCUGAGUUAUUCCAGCUUCUUCAUGAUUUCGUGCCGCGGUGAACAAACAAAACAAAAAAGAGGGCCAUCUCAGCGGAAGGAGAAGGACCUGCAACGGCAGAGACUACUGACCCUAUUCUUGUUCCUAGCCGUCUUUUACGAGUCCGGAAAGCCUCCUCAGAGGGAUCCUAAAAAUAGAAUAGAGAAGGGCGGGCAGGGCUUCCGCAAGAGCCUCCCCCCUCUUCCCGGUCAAGAUAGAUGGGAAGGAGCCCUAUCAAGGCCAUAA